Molecule: messenger RNA, 1404 nt
Organism: Pseudomassariella vexata
Lineage: Eukaryota; Fungi; Ascomycota; Sordariomycetes; Amphisphaeriales; Pseudomassariaceae
Product: FAD dependent oxidoreductase
Exons: 4
Coding region: 1-1404 (467 amino acids)
Cellular component (GO): cytoplasm
Molecular function (GO): oxidoreductase activity
Source: RefSeq, a predicted model, not a curated record
AUGGCGCCCUCUCUGCUUCCGGUGUUAAACUCCACGACGUCCUUCUGGCGGUCCAGUCUCCAUGAGAUUGACGACCACAGUAGCACGCCAGACCUACCAUCGGAGGUAGAUAUCGUGAUAAUCGGAGCUGGCUACGCCGGUGCCUCGACUGUGCACCACAUCCUCGAGAUCUGCAAGGAGCAGAACUUACCUAUUCCGUCUAUAGCCAUCCUCGAGGCACGGCAAGCAUGCUCAGGAGCAACGGGUAGAAAUGGCGGCCAUCUCAAGCCGGACCCGUACAACCGCCCCGUCACCAUCGCAGGCAACCAUGGCAUCGAGGCGGCGGCCGAGUGCGCCGAAUUCGAGGCACAGCACAUCCCGGCUAUGAAGAAACUGAUCGAAGACGAGGCCAUCGACUGCGAAUUCGUGUUGACGCGGUGCAUGGACGUCCUGCUGACGGAUGACAUCUACGACAAGAUGAAGAGCGGUGUUGACUUCCUCCGCAAACACGACAUCUCCGUCAUGAAGGACGUGUGGUUCGCUUCGGGGGCGCAAGCCGAGCAGAUCUCAGGCGUAAAAGGCGCUAAAGCCUGCUUUAGCUACACCGCUGGCCACCUGUACCCCUAUAAACUGAUCACGCAUCUCCUGGCAAACGCCGUCCGCGCUGGCGUCAACCUACAAACGCACACCCCCGUCUCCUCCGUCUCCCCAACCGCCGACAAGGACGGUUUCUUCACCGUAUCCACCAAGACCCGGGGCAGCCUGCGCGCCCAAAAGGUCGUCUACGCAACCAACGCCUACACCUCCGCCCUGCUCCCGGAAUUCACCUCCAAGAUCGUCCCUGUGCGCGGUAUCUGCAGCCACAUCGCCGUGCCUGCUACUAGUAAGAAACCCGCACCCACACUGCAGACGUCGUAUAUCCUCCGCUGGGGCAACUACGAGUACGAGUACCUGAUCCCACGACUGGACGGGAGCAUUGUCGUCGGCGGGGGACGGUCGCGGUACUACCACGACAAGGCGAGUUGGUACGACAACGUGAAUGACGAUAAACUCAUUGAGGCGGCCAAGCCGCAUUUUGAUGGGUACAUGCAGAGGGUGUUUCACGGGUGGGAGGACAGCGGGGCCGAGGCGACCAAUGUUUGGACUGGGAUUAUGGGCUACUCCUCCGACGGUCUACCCCACGUAGGCACGGUCCCGGGUCGCCAAAACCAGUUCAUCAUCGCCGGGUUCACAGGGCACGGCAUGCCGCAGGUGUUUUUAAGCUCCAAGGGAAUCGCCAAGAUGGUCGUAAGCGGCGCCAGCUUCAAGAGCACGGGAAUUCCCCGUGUCUAUCAGGCCUCGAAGGCGAGGUUGGAUAGUACCCGGAAUGUGAUCCUCGAAGGCUGGGAAGAAAGUCAAAAGGGGCCUCCGUCGCCGAAGCUCUGA